Molecule: messenger RNA, 1321 nt
Organism: Leptidea sinapis
Lineage: Eukaryota; Metazoa; Arthropoda; Insecta; Lepidoptera; Pieridae
Gene: CycH
Product: cyclin-H
Exons: 1
Coding region: 239-1216 (325 amino acids)
Biological process (GO): regulation of cyclin-dependent protein serine/threonine kinase activity; regulation of transcription by RNA polymerase II; DNA-templated transcription
Cellular component (GO): transcription factor TFIIK complex; nucleus
Molecular function (GO): cyclin-dependent protein serine/threonine kinase regulator activity
Source: RefSeq, a predicted model, not a curated record
GAGAACGUUAGAGUAAAAGUGUUCUGUGAUUUAAACACUGGUUAGAAUUUAGAAAUCUCGUUACAGUAAAAAUAUUAUUUGUUAAAGCCACACGCCAUAUCACAAAAAUUGAAUUGAAUUAUUUGUUAGAAACAUAAAUAAAUAGAAUCCGUCUAAUUGCGCUGUUUGGAUUUUAAAAUUUGCAUGGACUGAACGCUUACUUGAUAUGCUUAUAAAGUGUAACUAGUAUAAACUAAAAAUGUUUUCAACAAGUUCUCAAAGAGAAUUUUGGACCUUCAGUGAUGAAAGUGUAUUGGCACUGCACAGAGAGAAGCACAAUAUUGGAUUCAUAACAAAACAUGGUCAACAUAUAGAUGAAAAUCAGAGAUAUAACUUCUUUUUAUCUCCUGAGGAGGAGCGAUUAUUAUUAAGAAAUUAUGAACUACAUUUGAAAGAGUUCUGUAGAAGAUUUCAACCACCUAUGCCAAAAGGAGUCACCGGUACUGCAUUUCAAUAUUUCAAACGAUUUUAUCUGUAUAACUCUACUAUGGAUUAUCAUCCAAAGGAAAUUCUUGCUACAUGUGUUUAUCUGGCUUGUAAAGUAGAGGAAUUUAAUGUGUCUAUUAGCCAGUUUGUGGCCAAUAUUAAAGGUGACAGAGAAAAGGCUUCUGACAUAAUACUUAAUAAUGAGCUAUUGUUAAUGCAACAGUUGAACUAUCAUUUGACAAUACAUAAUCCGUUUCGACCUGUUGAGGGUUUUCUUAUUGAUAUAAAAACAAGAUGUUCACUCUCUAAUCCAGAACGCCUUAGAACAGGUAUUGAUGAAUUUUUAGAAAAAGUGUUUUUGACAGAUGCUUGCCUUUUAUAUGCACCAUCACAGAUUGCACUUGCAGCAGUUCUGCAUGCUGCAAGUAAAGAGCAAGAAAACUUGGAUAGCUAUGUAACUGACAUGUUAUUUAAAGAUGCAGGUUCUGAUAAGUUGGCUGUUCUUAUAGAAGCUGUGAGAAAAAUACGAUCAAUGGUUAAAAUGGUUGAAGGUCCAGCUAGAGAAAGGGUUAGAGCUAUUGACAAGAAGUUAGAUAGGUGUCGGAACCAAGAGAAUAAUCCAGACAGUGACAUAUAUAAGCAGAGAAUGAGGGAAGCCUUGAUGGACGAUGAUAUAACUUAUACUGGGACAAGUAGGAUGUCCUUGGAUACAAGUGGGGUUACACAGGUUUUGUCCCCAUCUGCCUCAUAACCGUAUCUCUAUCUAAAAAUAUUAAAUUUAAGUUUUAACCAUUAUAUAAAUUAGCUAAUAUGACAAAAAUUCUAUUGACAUUGAAAUUAAAAUAUUUUUACUUUU